CUGACCCUCCCAACUCUGUGCGAGAUCUGGCCAGUUACUCAUGAGAAUAUUCUAUCUCAGUUCACUCACUAAAAGGACGCGAGUCGUCUUGUGGUGACGUCAGUAGAGGUUGAUUUCAACUAGAUUUGCUACUGUCUUUGUUCAAUGAUGAUUCUGUUGCGUAAUUACAAUUAUAACCUGAAAUUGUUUCAUACCGUAGUCUUGACAUUGUGUAUUCACUGUUCUUCCUUUCGCGUUCUUCAUCAUGAUGCUAUUCGUCACAGCCAAGCUUCUCUUCCGGUCGGUAUAGAAGAAUUUGCAGUCAGAAUGCCAAAUGUUCAACCGCUUAGAAAAGAUGCCUACGUUUGCUCAUCACACAAGGUUCCGCAUUCUGACACGAAGAAGUACAUUGUUGGCUAUGUACCCCAUGCGAGCGAGGCGACUGCCCAUCACAUGCUGCUGUUUGGAUGCACAGCACCUUACGCGAAAGGAUGGUGGAAUUGCGGUGAUAUGGGAAGACCCUGUUCAUCGAGAUCUCCAAUUUUGUUUGGUUGGGCAAAGAAUGCUCCGGGAAUUGUGAUGCCACCUGGUGUGGGUUUUGCUGUGGGUGGAGACACGGGGAUAAACUAUUUUGUGUUGCAAAUUCAUUAUGGACAUGUUGAUCCAUUCAAGAAAGGUGGAACGGAUAAUUCUGGGUUGACGUUACGCUUGACUGAGAAUAGCAUGCCAAACUUAGCAGCAAUCUAUCUCCUGUAUGCUGGUAGUGCACAUAUCAAAGCUUACUCAAACAAGUCUACAGUUGAAAUUGCAUGUCGAUAUCAUGGACCUGCAAUGCAUCCGUUUGCAUUUCGUGUUCACGCUCAUACUUUGGGUAAGACAAUAUUGGCAUACAGAGUUCGAGAUAAUCAUUGGAGUAAGAUAGCAGCUGGCAACCCACAGAAUCCACAGGCAUUUUAUCCAUUGAGCGGUGCUCCAGUCAUUGAGGACAAUGACACAAUUGCAGCACGGUGUGAAUUUGAUGCUUCUGAUCGUGAUCAAGACACACAUAUUGGAGCUACUGGACACGAUGAAAUGUGCAACUUUUACAUGAUGUUUUAUAGUGCAGCAUCCGAGCUUACAAUCGAUUUGUUUAAAGAAUGUGGACAUGAUGGGAGGUUUGUAUGGAGCAAUUUCAAUAUGUCAGAGGCCGUAGGAUAUGAUGACUUUCGAAGUACUUUGCCACCUUUGCCACAGAGUAGGAACCAGAGUGCUGUUGGAUUAGAACCUUCUUCUAGUACAGUUUCAGUAACAUCAUCUGAAGAAGACAUUGAUUGGCACACAAUUCAUGACAAAAUACCCGCAACAGCAGAACCUGAGUUUGAUGAUACAGUGGCUGUUGAGGAUUCUCAUGUGAAUGAGAAUGAUGUCGACAACGAUGCAGAAGAUGAUGGUGAUGAUGAUGGCAAUAACCAUGAUGAUGUUCAGUCUCAUUUAGUUAUGCAACUGUGGCCACAUGGAGUGCAAGGCCCUGGACAUGUUGCAAUUCCAUUUGGGGAAUUGGGUCAAGUGAGUGGUGUAGAUGUAAAUGGUUCAGGAAUGGUGUACGUCUUCCACAGAGGUCCACGUGUCUGGGACUAUAAGUCUUUCAACUAUAACAAUGUCUUUAUACAGAAAUCAGAAGGUGCUAUUGCUGUUCCUACUGUUCUGGUUCUUGAUAGUGAAAAUGGGAGCAUCGUAGACAAAUGGGGACAGAACAGGUUCUAUAUGCCUCAUGGUUUGACACUAGACAGUGCAGGCAACGUUUGGCUUACCGAUGUUGCAAUGCAUCAAGUCUUUAAAUUUUCAGCUACUGGAGGAAAUGAACCCAUUCUGGAGCUGGGAGAACCAUUUGUUCCCGGAUCUGAUCAAAAUCAUUUUUGCAAACCAGCAGAUGUUGCUGUUUUAAGCACAGGAGAUUUUUUUGUAGCUGAUGGGUAUUGCAAUGAAAGGAUAGUUCGUUUUCAUUCAGAUGGUCGUUAUGAUACAGAAUGGAGUGCUGAAGGCACAGGCAAUUACUUUCCUGGUGUGUCAUUGUCUGGGAGUUCUUAUUUUCACGUUCCACACUCUUUGGCAUUGCAUAAUCAGUACAAUGUGGUGUGUGUGGCUGAUCGUGAGAAUGGACGUAUAUUGUGCUAUCGUUCUGAUACCGGCAAGUUUGUUACUGAGUUCAGUCACAACUUUGGUGGAAAGGUGUAUGCUAUAGCUUUCAAUGACGAUGAUGCUGUGUUAUAUGCCGUGAAUGGAGGAGAUGCUACGAAAGUGAAAGGUUUCACCAUCAAUGUUGACCAUGGCAUUAUAGAUACAUGGAACUCAAAGCAGGAGAAGUUUGAUCGGCCACAUGACAUAGCAGUAGGAGCAGAUGGUUCUGUCUAUGUAGCAGAAAUAGGUCCAAACAGAGUUUGGAAGUUUAUUCCCAUUUCUGGGCUCCAGACAACAGAAUCGUCAGUCAAUAAUGUGGAUUCAUCUGAACAUGUACACAAAACAAUAGAGGGAUCACAUGCAAUAACUGGUCAAAGCACUACUGUCACAUCAUUUGUUACGUCUCAACCUGUAACACCAUCUGUAAAACCAUCUGUAAAACAAGUAGCGACAGUGCAAGGUACCGUUGGCAGUUUUUCUUCACUGCAAGUCAGUGCUACAAGUAAACCUCCACUGACUUCAUCUGCUGGGCAUUUACUGAACUCAACAAUAACUACCAUACCAGUAUCAGAGGCCUCUCUAGACACUGACCAAAAUGGUUUGAAUCACAGUGUCAGCAAGAUACAGAAUUCAAAUGGACAAGUAAACCGCAACUCAUCGUCAUCAAACGAAGGGUUUCACACUAGUCUGCUGCCAAUCAUCCUUGUAUCAUGCUUGGUAGCAGUUCCUUUAAUUCUUCUUGUUGUGCUUGCGCUGGCUCGACGAUUUCCUGGUGUUAAUCUUAGAGGCUACAAAAAGGAGAUUGAGAAGUUCAGUAAGACUUCUUAUGAUCUUAUUAAACAGGAGGAUUACGAUUCAGAGUAGACGGUUGUUGGUGUGGUUAUGUAUAUAGAUUCAGCUGGUAUAAUCUGAUCAAAAUACAGUAGAAUGUAUUGCUGUUC
Corticium candelabrum is the source of this 3077-nucleotide messenger RNA. Its product is annotated as peptidyl-glycine alpha-amidating monooxygenase B-like. The coding region runs from base 145 to 3000 and encodes 951 amino acids. Gene Ontology annotation, cellular component: membrane; extracellular region. Gene Ontology annotation, molecular function: protein binding; oxidoreductase activity, acting on paired donors, with incorporation or reduction of molecular oxygen, reduced ascorbate as one donor, and incorporation of one atom of oxygen; copper ion binding. NCBI's taxonomy places the organism in Eukaryota, Metazoa, Porifera, Homoscleromorpha, Homosclerophorida, Plakinidae. The transcript is spliced from 19 exons. The record is from RefSeq and is a predicted model, not a curated record. Gene Ontology annotation, biological process: peptide metabolic process.